Manihot esculenta (cassava) is the source of this 1087-nucleotide messenger RNA. RefSeq names its product transcription factor HEC2. The record is from RefSeq and is a predicted model, not a curated record. Gene Ontology annotation, biological process: regulation of DNA-templated transcription. The transcript has a single exon. Gene Ontology annotation, molecular function: DNA-binding transcription factor activity; protein dimerization activity. NCBI's taxonomy places the organism in Eukaryota, Viridiplantae, Streptophyta, Magnoliopsida, Malpighiales, Euphorbiaceae. Bases 193 to 981 code for a protein of 262 amino acids.
CACUAGUACUUCUCUCCAUUCUCCAUACCCUUACCUUCAUCACUGCAAAAUUCUGAUAAAACUCCUAGUCUACUUCACUCUUCUCUUUUAUCUUUUCUUCCCCAUCCCUCUGUCUUCCAGUUAUUUCAGUUCGCUCUCUUAUACUUUAAAUACUUCCUCUGUCUCUCUUUAAGGAAAGAGAGUGAAUAAGCCAUGGAAAUUGACCAGUUAAAGUCUGCAACACAAGAUCAGAUGGAGAUGAUGAUGAUGAUGAUGGACAAACUCCCCGACUUCUACGGUGCCUAUCACGAUGUUGCUGAUUUAGCCCCGCCAUCUGAGUUUCCUGGUGCAACUACUGCCAUCAACGACACUGUUGCCUCUGAUGCUAUCCCGCAUUUUAUCGAUAACAACCCACAUAUCGGUACCUCGCCUCCUUAUAUGGCCAUACCAUUUACUAGUGAUAACGCCCCAAUUCACCAGCAAUCUCCCCCAGCUGCUUUCCUAUCAAAUCCACCCACAUCAAGAUGGAGAGGUGCUGCAGAAUUUCCAGGUCCAAAUGCUUAUUCUACACCAUCCCAGAAGAAGAAUUCAAUGGCUGCAAUGAGGGAGAUGAUCUUUCGAAUCGCAGCCAUGCAACCAAUCCACAUAGACCCAGAAUCUGUUAAGCCACCAAAGCGUAGAAACGUGAAAAUUUCAAAAGAUCCUCAGAGUGUAGCUGCACGCCAUAGAAGGGAAAGGAUUAGUGAGAGAAUAAGGAUACUUCAAAGACUAGUCCCUGGAGGUACCAAAAUGGACACUGCAUCUAUGUUAGACGAGGCAAUUCACUACGUGAAGUUCUUGAAAACUCAAGUGCAGUCGCUGGAGAGAGCUCAGGCUACUAGGUCAUCAUCAGCUGGGAUAGGAUUCCCUGUAGCAAUGUCCAGUGGGAGUUAUCUUCCUGUGGGAAAGGCCUGCCUGCAGGAGCCUCCUCAUCAAAAUGUUCAACAUUUCGAAGAUGCUUAAAUAUUAAUUAACUCAUCAUAAAGCAAGUUAAUAGUCUUAUAAUCUUAAUUUUGGCUCUGCGGGGUUGUAAAAAGCUUAAUCAUUUAUGCAUUUGCCAUUGUUAGUU